Plasmodium knowlesi strain H is the source of this 1734-nucleotide messenger RNA. RefSeq lists its product as uncharacterized. Bases 1 to 1734 code for a protein of 577 amino acids. NCBI's taxonomy places the organism in Eukaryota, Apicomplexa, Aconoidasida, Haemosporida, Plasmodiidae. Gene Ontology annotation, cellular component: nucleus. Gene Ontology annotation, molecular function: polynucleotide 5'-hydroxyl-kinase activity. Gene Ontology annotation, biological process: cleavage in ITS2 between 5.8S rRNA and LSU-rRNA of tricistronic rRNA transcript (SSU-rRNA, 5.8S rRNA, LSU-rRNA). The record is from RefSeq and is a predicted model, not a curated record. The transcript has a single exon.
AUGGCUAACUCAGGAAACACACGGAUUUAUCACUUGAAGGCGUUCAGAGAGCUACGAAUAGUGACCCUGGAAAAGUAUGCUAAAUUUGAGGAGGAGAAUGAGGAAGAAUGCGUUAAAGUACGUUUAUUGCCCAGUGGCAGUGGUGUAGGACACAAAAACGAUCACAACAGCAGUGGCAACUUCCCAAGCACAGCCGAAAUAUUUGGAAGAGAGUUAAUCAUUGAUAAGGAGUAUAAAUUUGGGUGUAACCAAAAAUUUGCCAUCUAUACAUUCACAGGAUGCACAAUUCAAAUAAAAGGUCGAACGUUGCAGGAGUACGAGAGCGGUAACAGCACAAUGAAGGAGUACUUAUCCCUAUCGUAUACUUUGGAUGCCUACAGGAAGUUGGCAAAGAAAAAAAAAAAAAUUGGACCCAGAGUUCUAAUUACAGGAAAUAACAACUCAGGAAAGAGUUCCGUUUCGUUGAUACUCCUCAAUUACGCAUUAAAAUCAGGAUUCAAACCGAUCUUUAUUGAAGCCGAUACAAAGUGUACUUGUGAUAAAGUCGAAUUGAACAGAGGACCAGGGAUUAUGAGUGCUUUUGUUUACGACCCAAUGAACCGGAUGAAGUGUGCACUAGAUUACUACUUUGGCUACCUCGACCUCAAUGAAGACAUCAAUUUGUACUACCACUUGAAUGAGUGCAUAAGCAGUUGCGUUCACUUAAUGCUGCUGAACAACUUGAACUCUGUAUCGUCUAGUGUCAAAACGGAUGGACAGCAGGAGGGCAUCUACGCUGCAGGGUUCAUUUUGAACGUGCCCUCCGAAGCCGACCAUCACGUGAUUAACAACUUGAUUGAAAUAUACGGUAUAAACAUCGUCAUCGUGAUUGAUAAUGCUUUUUUGCAUUACUCCCUGAAGGACCAGUACGGGGAUGAGGCUAGUCGGCGGGUCGCGGACCGGGGUCGCUCCUUCGCCCGUGAGGGAGGUUCAGAUUAUGGCCGAGACUACGAAGGAGACUAUCACCAUGAUUCCCGACACGAUAACCGACACGAUACCCGACACGAUAACCGACACGAUACCCUUGCCGAAGGUAACCGUAAGUUAAACUCCCUGCCCGCUGCAGAUGAAGAGCGAAAGGACAACAAAGACAUGGAUGAUCCAGUCAGGAAAGUAGAAAUUGUAGGCAUGCCAAAGUACGAGGGAGUAAUCCCCUCAGAUAAUAACCGAAUAAGGUACUGCAAAAAUAUGUGGUAUUACCAAUAUUUUACGAAAGAUAUUAUAGUAACGAAGAACCUGUAUAGAAGGAGCCACAUCAUUUCAUUCAAGUAUAGCUUAACUAAUUUCAUUAAACUCGACACGAAUUUGGCUGUGCCGUUGUCGGCUCUACCAGCCGAUGCCAGAGACAUACAGAGGGAAAACGUAACGGUUAGUUUGUAUAAUGGGAAUAUAACUAACCUGACUAACUGCAUUUUGGGAGUGUCCUACUCGCAGAACCUUAAUUAUGUGCAUUUGAUGAAUAUAGCUGCUUUCGUGCAUGUACAGAGUGUACGUCUGGUCGAAUUGGAGGUGGGGGAGGAUAGGGAGAAGAGUGAAAAGGGCGCUGAUGAAACGCAGGGAAAUGCGGAUGCACAAGGUAGUGCGGAUACACACAAGGACUACCUGAUCGAAAUAUUGUGCCCUCUCUGCGUUACGACGAAGAACCUUCCCCCCUACUUUGUCGUCCCAGGCAACGCCAAGCAGAUGAAGUUUUAG